AUGCGACUCUGCAUCGACUACCGAGGCCUUAACCAAGUGAUCAUCAAGAAUCGCUACCCCUUGCCAAGAAUUGAUGAGCUGCUUGACCAGUUGCAAGGAGCAAAGUGGUUUUCCAAGAUCGAUUUACGUUCUUGGUAUUACCAGAUCCGAGUAAAGGCUGGGGAUAUUCAAAAGACUGCCUUUCGAACGAGGUACGAGCACUUUGAAUUUAUGGUCAUUCCAUUUGGUUUGACGAAUGCCCCAGCAGUCUUCAUGCAGUUAAUGCACCGCGUGUUCAUGGAUUAUCUCGAUGAGUUCGUCAUAAUGUUUAUUGACGAUCUCUUGAUAUAUUCACCGGACCAGCAGACGCAUGAAGAACACUUGCGGAAGAUCUUAUGGAGAUUGCGGGAUAAUCAAUUAUACGCUAAAUUCAGCAAGUGUGGUUUUUGGUUGCAAGAAAUCGGAUUCCUUGGUCACGUCAUUUUGGCGCAAGGUAUCCAGGUUGAUCCAGCAAAGAUUGAGGCAAUAAUGGAUUGGAAGACGCCCACCAACGCAACCGAGAUUUGA
Molecule: messenger RNA, 546 nt
Organism: Tarenaya hassleriana
Lineage: Eukaryota; Viridiplantae; Streptophyta; Magnoliopsida; Brassicales; Cleomaceae
Product: RNA-directed DNA polymerase homolog
Exons: 1
Coding region: 1-546 (181 amino acids)
Source: RefSeq, a predicted model, not a curated record